UCUAGGAGAAGAGAAAGCAGAGGAGAUCAUAUUGAAAUAUUCAAAUUCUUGAAGAACGUGGACAAAGUAAACAGGGAGAAAACGUUUUCAUCCAUGGAAGGGUCAAGUUCAGGAUAUUUGAGGAAAAUGCCACCUAAGAAUAAGGGAAAGAUAAAGAAAGUGAUGAAAGAAGCAGAAGGAGACAACGUUGAGGAAAAAUACAAGAGGACAGUUCAACAAGUUAAAUCACUCAAAGAUCAGUUGGUUUUGCGGAAGGAUAUUGCAAGACAGGCUUUGAUGGUUAAAGAAGAGUGGAAAGCAAAGUUGCAAGUUCUCAAGAAUGAUUUGGCUGAAGAACAAGAUGUUAAGAAGGCAAUCCAUUCCGAUAUGACCCGUCAGUACAAGACGAUGAGGGCAGACAUGGACCUGCGAGUCCAUCAGCUGGAGAUUGAAAUCAGUCAUCUGCAGCAACAACUCACAUCAUGUCAGCAGCAAUUAGCAAGGACUCAGGAGGAGAAGCUGCAGAUCAUCAGGGAGAAAGAUUCCACCAUCAAAGAACUCCAGUCCAAAAUAGACAACAUGGAGACCGAGUAUGAGGCCAUCCUCCAUGAUAGCCUCGACCUGCUGCUGAACAAGCUGGAAGCAGCCAGACUCCAGUGGGAGAAGACAGCAACAAGUUUCCAUUCUGAACAGAAGCAAAAACUGCUGGAAUUUGGACUCAAACCUCUGGUGAUUUAAGCCCUGGGGGACCGUGGAUAUUUGAUUGGCGGCUCCCCAGGUGUAACUGUUUUCCUUUAUUCUUUCAAAAGAUGUGGUUACCACUGGUAAGGCCAGCAUCUGUCGCCCAUCUCAAUGCCCUUGAAAUGUGGGGUUUACAAAAGGGCAUUUAAGAGUCAACCACUUUGCUGUGAGUCUGGAGUCACAUGAACGCCGGAAGAUCAUUAAUGAACCUAAUGGGUUUUUACAAUAAUCAACCAUGUUUAUGUUGUCACUGAGACUAGUUUUCAAUUCCAGAUUCAUUAAUUCAGUUGGUGAUGUUAUCACUGUAGGUUGUCAUAAAUCCCAUCUGGUUCACUCAUGUCCUUUAGGGAAGGAAACUGCCAUCCUUACCUGGUCUGGCCUACAUGUGACUUCAGACCCACAGCGAUGUGGCUGACUC
Messenger RNA from Rhincodon typus (whale shark), 1138 nucleotides. It is a transcript of the gene drc12, whose product is annotated as coiled-coil domain containing 153. Bases 94 to 717 code for a protein of 207 amino acids. The record is from RefSeq and is a predicted model, not a curated record. The transcript has 7 exons. Lineage: Eukaryota; Metazoa; Chordata; Chondrichthyes; Orectolobiformes; Rhincodontidae.